GUCCAAAUGGCUCCUUAAAUAGGAAAAAACUACACACGAUAUGAAAAAUAGACUAAAAAUAAUAAAAAUUAUAUCUCAAAAAGUCGCACUAGACACUUGAAAUAAACAAACAAAAAAUAAAAAAAAAACAUAAACUACAAAACUUGUACUUUCAAAUGUGAGUUCUUGUUAAAUACUGUUUUAUUUUCACAGUUCCAAUUAAAUUUAACAAUUAGAAUUUGAUAAAUAUCUCACGGAGACUAAAAAGGCUCAUUUUUUACAAACUUAAAGGACCAAAAAUGUUAAAAGACAUACUAAAGAGACUAUUUUGAACCUAUCCCAAACAUAUAAGGGACCAUAUUUUUCAUUUUCAUGCCAUUUUGUGCCUAAAAAUCAUUCCCAUUUCUCUCCAUUAUUAUUUAUCUCAACACUUAUCUUUCCUUUCUCUAUUCCCGCCUUCCAUUUCAAGGCUUUACUCGUAACCACCUUUCCUUGACGAAUUAAUUACAAGUAACAGAUUCUUCAUUUUAUGUUUCAUUUAUGCAUUUGUAAUUAAAAGGGGCUAAAACUUGAAGAGCAACAGCAAGAGAAUUCACUUCAAUGGAUACUUAUAUCAGAUUUUGUGCUUUAGUUGUUUCUAUAUCUCUGGCUUUGAAUUGCCUGGGAUCUGUUGCUUAACUUUUGCCUGAAGAAGAAGUAAAUGUUCUGAAAACAAUAUCAUCGAAACUUCAGAACAAAUAUCGGAACGGCAUCAGCAGAGCUUCUUGCAGAGAGGGGAAAGGUUUCAACAAGACUGUUUAUGAUAAAAUCUUCAGCAACGUAACGUGUGACUGCUCAUUCAAUAGCAACUCAAUUUGCCAUGUUGUAAUAAUCCAAUUGAAGGGUCUCAGUAUGACAGGAAUUCUGCCUCCAGAAUUUGCACAGCUUACUCAUCUGCGAGAGUUAGAUUUGUCUCGCAAUUACUUAAAUGGAUCGAUUCCCUCAAGCUAUGGACAACUUCGCAUCACUAUUCUGUCACUCCUGGGUAACCGUAUCAGUGGGCCGAUUCCCAAGGAAUUAGGUGACAUUGAAACACUGGAAGAACUAAAUUUGGAAAAUAAUCUACUUGAAGGACCUCUUCCUACAAACCUUGGUAGUUUGAGCCGCCUGAGAAAAAUGAUGCUUUCUGCCAAUUUUCUCAAUGGAACUGUACCUGAGAACUUCAGCAAUCUUAAGAACAUGACGGACUUUAGGAUAGACGGGAAUAGGAUAUCUGGAAAAAUACCAGAUUUUAUUGGCAAUUGGACCAGCAUGGAUAGAUUAGACAUUCAAGGAACGUUAAUGGAGGGACCUAUUCCUCCUAUAAUAUCCCAGCUGACAAACAUGAGGGAGUUGAGAAUAUCUGAUUUGAGAGGAAAACAAAUGCUAUUCCCAAAUCUUGAAGGCCUUACGAAGAUGAAAGAUCUGAUUUUGAGAAAUUGCUCAAUUUUUGGUCCAAUUCCUAAUUCCGUAGGUGACAUGACGCUUUUGAAACUUUUGGAUCUGAGCAACAACAUGCUGAAUGGUAUGAUCCCAAAUACAUUUAAGCAGUUGGAUUUUGAUUACAUGUUGCUUGGUGACAACACAUUAAGCGGACCGAUUCCCGACUGGAUAAUCGAAAGAAGCAGGGAUGAUUACAUUGAUUUAUCAUACAACUCAUACAACAAUUUCACACAAACACCUAUUCAAGGAUGCCACUCCUCUACAUUAAACUUGGUCUCCAGCUAUUCAAAUACAACAAGCAGCAGCAACUCGGAUUCCUGGUGUUCCAAGAAAGGCCUUGUUUGUCCCACAGAAGCGAAAUAUCAUUCACUAUUUAUAAACUGUGGAGGAUCUAGAACUAAGUUUGAGGGAAAUGAUUAUGAGGAGGACUCUACUAAUAGGGGUCCAUCAUAUUUUUCUUCGUCCUCCGAUAAAUGGGCAUUCAGCAGUUCAGGAGUGUACGUGGGUCUUCGAGGUGCCAGUUAUAUUACAACAAAUACAUCUUCACUGGACAUGUCUGGUCCUGAUUUUUACAAGACAGCAUGCCUUGCCCCUAAUUCUCUCAAAUAUUAUGGGCUUUGCAUGCGACGAGGUAGCUACAGAGUGCGCCUUCACUUUGCUGAAAUAAUGUAUUCUAACGACUCAACAUAUAGCAGCCUUGGAAGGCGGAUAUUUGAUGUAGCAAUACAAGGGAAUGUAGUUUUGACGGACUUCAACAUCAUGGAGGAAGCUAAGGGUGUUGGAAAAGGCAUUUCCAUGGACUUUAAAGAAGUUUUUGUUAAUAGUGGCACUCUGGAGAUUCACUUGUAUUGGACCGGGAAGGGGACUAACGCUAUUCCAGACAGAGCUGUAUAUGGACCACUGAUUUCAGCUAUCACAUUGACACCUAACUAUGAUACAGGCAACGGGUUACCUAUUGGAGCUGUUAUUGGCAUUGUACUCGCUUCAGUUGUGGUUCUUCUGAUAGUUUUAUUUGCUCUGUGGAAGAAAGGCAUUUUCGGAGGGAAAGAUAAUAAAGAAGAAUUAGAACUCAGAGUCCUUGAUUUACAAACAGGUCAUUUUAGAUUUAGACAAAUUAAAGCUGCUACAGGUAACUUUGAUCCUGCCAACAAAAUUGGUGAAGGAGGUUUUGGAUCAGUUUACAAGGGUACACUCUCUGAUGGUACAAUCAUAGCUGUUAAGCAGCUCUCUUCCAAGUCGAAGCAAGGAAAUCGUGAAUUUGUCAAUGAGAUAGGCAUGAUUUCAGCUCUACAACACCCACACCUUGUGAAGCUUUACGGUUGUUGUAUAGAAGGGAACCAGUUAUUGGUGAUAUAUGAAUACAUGGAAAAUAACUGUCUUGCUCGAGCUCUCUUUGGCCGUGACGACCUGAGGUUGAACCUAGACUGGGCAACCAGAAAAAGGAUAUGUUCGGGAAUAGCAAAAGGGUUAGCUUACCUUCAUGAAGAAUCAAGGUUGAAAAUUGUCCACAGAGAUAUAAAGUGUACCAAUGUGCUUCUUGAUAAGGAUCUGAAUGCUAAGAUUUCUGAUUUUGGAUUGGCUAAACUAGAUGACGAAGAGAACACUCAUAUUAGCACCCGAAUUGCUGGAACAGUAGGUUAUAUGGCUCCUGAGUAUGCAAUGAGAGGCUACUUGACAGAUAAAGCUGAUGUUUAUAGCUUUGGAGUGGUUGCAUUAGAGAUUGUCAGCGGGAGAAGCAACACAAACUACAGGCCAAAAGAGGAAUUUGUUUACCUUCUUGACUGGGCUUACGUCCUACAAGAACAGGGAAAUCUCUCAGAACUAGUGGAUCCGCGUCUCGGUACAAGUUACUCCAAAAAAGAGGCAUUGCGGAUGAUAAAUCUGGCUCUGUUGUGCACAAAUCCCUCUCCCACUCUCAGGCCAUCCAUGUCUUCUGUUGUGAGUAUGCUCGAAGGAAAACUUCCAGUGGAAGCACAACUAGUCAAGCGCAGCACAUCAGACGACGAAAUGAGAUUUAAAUCCUUUGAGAAACUAUCACUCGACAGUCAAACACAGGUUUCAACUUAUUCUCAGGACAGUCAAGUGCAAAGUAUGAAUGCACCUUGGAGCGAUUCGUCGGUCCAUAGUAAAGAUGAAAAUAGUACAACAAGCAGGCUUCUUCCAGAUCUUUAUAACGUAAACCUAAAUUGAUAGACGGAUAUAUAGUACUGCAGAAUUAUAGAAGUAGCUUUUUAUUUGCAUCAUGUAAUUAUGUAACUGUAAGCAAUGAUUUUCAGUGUUACAGAGGUCAAAUUGUUUUUUUGCGUGCUA
Messenger RNA from Lycium barbarum (goji berry), 3750 nucleotides. RefSeq names its product probable LRR receptor-like serine/threonine-protein kinase At1g53430. NCBI's taxonomy places the organism in Eukaryota, Viridiplantae, Streptophyta, Magnoliopsida, Solanales, Solanaceae. Gene Ontology annotation, biological process: protein phosphorylation. Bases 871 to 3630 code for a protein of 919 amino acids. The record is from RefSeq and is a predicted model, not a curated record. Gene Ontology annotation, molecular function: ATP binding; protein kinase activity; protein binding. The transcript is spliced from 25 exons.